ACUGACUUAAAAUGUAGGGCGAUGGCAGACAGUGAUGAUGAAUAUGAUCGCAGAAGGAGAGACAAGUUCCGUCGUGAGAGGAGCGACAACUAUGACCGCUCCCGAGAGAGAGAGGACAGGCGUAGGGAUGACUGGAAUGACAGGUGAGGAAGAGGGAAUAGACUGUAUUCCCUCACCCCCAACAUGGGAAGUGACUGUUCGAAAUGAGAGAACAUUUCCAAUCCAUGUCAUGCGUGGUAUUUCACAUGUAUCUUUUUGGUUUUUCUGUUUACUGGCGCCCAUCUGCCAGGGAGUGGGACAGGGGCAGGGAGCGGCGUAGCCGGGGGGAGUAUCGGGACUACGAGAGGGGUCGCAGGGAGAGGUUCUCCCCACCCAGGCACGACAUGAGUCCCCAACAAAAACGCAUGAGGAGAGACUGGUGAGAAUCAAAUGAAUCUACAUCACUGUCUUUAAGUCUAAAAUGUUUGAGCUAAUCCUCCCUCUGUUUUGAUCAGGGAUGACCAUGGAGGAGAUCCCUACCAUGGGGGGUAUGACUUGGGCUACGGUGGUGGCGGAGGCCCCAGCUACGCCCCUCCACAGCCCUGGGGCCACCCUGACCUGCACCUCAUGCAGCCUCACCAUGGCAUCCCCAUCCAGGCAAGGUGAGGAGAGUAGACUGGGCACAACUAACCUGUUCAUGCAGAGAUGCCGUUAAGUCGUCUGUGGAAAGCAGAUUACCAUCAAAUGGCACCAUGUCCCUGACUGAAGCUGUGAUUGUUCCAGUGUUAAUUUUGUCAACCACAAUUAUGACUAAAAAUAUUUGUCAACUACCUAUUUUUCCUGACAAAAACUAUGAUGAUAACGAGUCCUGUAAAAAAACUGUGACAAGACGAAAAUUCCAUGUGAGACUAAUGGACAUUUAAUUUGACAUGAAUCUCCUUUUCUGUUUUGUCCAAUCCUAAACGUGCAUGCAUGCAUGCAGAAAAUGUCAUACAAUCCUCUCAUUGGCAGAAUUUACAUAUUUCAGUUGUGCGGUCUAAUUGAGCUGAUCUGCCUGGCUCUCAAAUCAGUUUAUUGGUCGCAUUUGCAGAUGUUAUUGCAGUUGCAGCGAAAUGCUUGUUUCUAGCUCCAACAGUGCAGUAAUACCUAGCAAUACAUAAUAAAUACACACAUAAUUAAGAAAUGUCAGAAUGAGCAACUUCAGAGACCGGAAUAUGAAUGUAUACAUAUAAUGUACACUGAAGAAAAAUAUAAAUGCAACAUGCAACAAUUUCAAAUAUUUUACAGAGUUACAGUUCAUAUAAGGAAAUCAGUCAAUUGUAAUAAAUUAAUUAGGUUCCUAAUCUAUGGAUUUCACGACUUGGAAUACAGACAUCUGUUGGUCAAAGAUACCUUUAAAAAAAAAAAAAGGGUUGUGGAUAAAAAUACCAGUCAGUAUCUGGUGUGACCACCAUUUGCCUCAUGCAGCACCACACAUCUCCUUCGCAUAGUUGAUCAGGCUGUUGAUUGUGGCCUGUGGAAUGUUGUCCCAAUUCAAUUGCUGUGCGAAGUUGCUGGAUAUUGGCGGGAACUGGAACACGCUGUCGUACACGUCGAUCCAGAGCAUCCCAAACAUGCUCAGUGGGUGACGUCUGCUAAGUAUGCAGGCCAUGGAAGAACUGGGACAUGUUCAGCUUCCAGGAAUUGUGUACAGAUCCUUGCGACAUGGGACCGUGCAUUACCAUGCUGAAACAUGAGGUGAUGGUGGCGGAUGAAUGGCACGACAAUGGGCCUCCAGGAUCUCAUCACGGUAUCUCUAUCCAUUCAAAUUGCCAUAGAUAAAAUGCAAUUGUGUUCGUUGUCCGUAGCUUAUGCCUGCCCAUACCAUAAACCCACCGCCACAAUGGGGCACUCUGUUCACAACAUCUACCAUCUGCCCGGUACAGUUGAAACCGGGAUUAUCUGUGAAAAGCACACUUCUCCAGCAUGCUAGUGGCCUUCAAAGGUGAACAUUUGCCCACUGAAGUCGGUUACGACGCCUAAUUUCAGUCCGGUCAAGACCCUGGUGAGGACGACGAGCACGCAGAUGAGCUUCCCUGAGACGGUUUCUGACAGUUUGUGCAGAAAUUCUUCGGUUGUAAAAACCCACAGUUUUAUCAGCUGUCUGGGUGGCUAAUCUCAGACGAUCCCGCAGGUGAAGCCGGAUGUGGAGGUCCUGGGCUGGCGUGGUUACACGUAGUCUGCGGUUGUGAGGCCGGUUGGAUGUACUGCCAAAUUCUCUAAACUGACGUUAGAGGCGGAGUAUGGUAAAGAAAUUAACAUUAAAUUAUCUGGCAACAGCUCUGGUGGACAUUCCUGCAGUCAGCAUGCCAAUUGCACGCUCCCUCUCAAUUUGAGACCCAAUCUGUGGCAUUGUGACACAACUGCACAUUUUAGUGGCCUUCUAUUGUCCCCAGCACAUGGUGCACCUGUGUAAUGAUCAUUUUGAUUAAUCCGCUUCUUGGAGAAAAUGCUCACUAACAGGGAUGUACACAAAUGUGUGGCCAAAAUGAAAUAAGCUUUUUGUGCAUAUGGGGACAUUUCUGGGAUCUUUUAUUUUAGCUCAUGAAACAUGGAACCAACACUUUACAUGUUGCGUUAUAUAUUUUUGUGUGUGUUAUACACUACCGCUCAGAAGUUUUAGAACACCUACUCAUUCAAGGGUUUUUCUUUAUUUUUACUAUUUUCUACAUUGUUAAACAAAUAUGUUAUAUUUGAGAUUCUUCAAAUAGCCACCCUUUGCCUUGAUGACAGCUUUGCAGACUCUUGGCAUUCUCUCAACCAGCUUCACCUGGAAUACUUUUCCAACAGUCUUGAAGGAGUUUCCACAUAUGCUGAGCACUUGUUGGCUGCUUUUCCUUCACUGUGCGGUCUGACUCAUCACAAACCAUCUCAAUUUGGUUGAGGUCGGGGGAUUGUGCAGGCCAGGUCAUCUGAUGCAGCACUCCAUCACUUCUUGGUAAGUGUGCCUUGAAUUUUAAAUAAAUCAGUGUCACCAGCAAAGCACCAUAACACCACCUCCUCCAUGCUUUACGGUGGGAAAUACACAUGCGGAGAUCAUCCGUUCACCCACACCGCGUCUCACAAAGACACAGCGGUUGGAACCAAAAAUCUCAAAUUUGGACUCCAGACCAAAGGACACAUUUCCACCGGUCUAAUGUCCAUUGCGUGUGUUUCUUGGCCCAAGCAGGUGUCUUCUUCUUAUUGGUGUCCUUUAGUAGUGUUUUCUUUGCAGCAAUUCGACCAUGAAGGCCUGUUUCACACUGUCCCCUCUGAGCAGUUGAUGUUGAGAUGUCUGUUACUUGAACUCUGUAAAGCAUUUAUUUGGGCUGCAAUUUCUGAGGCUGGUAACUCUAAUGAACUUAUCCUCUUCAGCAGAGGUAACUCUGGGUCUUCCAUUCCUGUGGCAGUCCUCAGGAGAGCCAGUUUCAUCAUAGCACUUGAUGGUUUUUGUGACUGCAUUUGAAGAAACUUUCAAAGUUCUUGAAAUUUUCCGUGUUGACUGACCUUCAUGUCUUAAAGUAAUGAUGGACUGUCGUUUCUCUUUGCUUAUUUGAGCUGUUCUUGCCAUAAUAUGGACUUGGUCUUUUACCAAAUAGGGUUAUCUUCUGUAUACCCUCUCCCACCUUGUCACAACACAACUGAUUGGCUCAAACGCAUUAAGAAGGAAAGAAAUACUACAAAUUAACUUUUAACAAGGCACACCUGUUAAUUGAAAUGAAUUCCAGGUGACUACCUCAUGAAGCUGGUUGAGAGAAUGCCUUGACAGCUUUGCACACUCUUGGUAAAGGGUGGCUAUUUGAAGAAUCUAAAAUGUAAUUUUUUUUGGUUACUACAUGAUUCCAUAUGUGUUAUUUCAUAGUUUUGAUGUCUUUGCUAUUAUUCUACAAUGUAAAAAUAAAGAAAAACCCUUGAAUGAGUAGGUGUUCUAAACUUUUGACUGGUAGUAUUUGUAUACGCCUGCAUGCGUGUGUGUGUGUGUGUGUGUGUGUGUGUAAAGACAGCAUAUUAAUAGAAAAGGUGAGUACAGCAGUAGUUAUCUAGGAUGAGCCAUGACUAGAAUACAGUAUUCUCCCACACAGCUCCCAGGUGGUCACUUCAGUCACUCGUCAAUAUUUUGAACUGAUGCGAAGCCAGGACACUUGAUUUGUAACUUACGUCAACUAGAAACAAUGUUUACUCUCUCUUCCAUGUAGGCAAUAUUUGCUUUGACCACAUCAGAAAUUAUGUUUUCCCAUGUGCGCUGUUAUUCAUUCCUCUGUGUUGCCGCUCCCGUGCUGCGGUCCGCAAAUGCAAAUUGAAUAUUAGGAGUAUAGUAAUACUUCUGGCGUUCAUGUAAAGCUCAUUCUCCCCUUUUCAAACCACUGUUAUUUACCCCAUUGACGGUUAUGAUGGGAAGGAAAUAUGAGCUGGUUACAAUCUGCCACAAUAUCAAUGUUGUCAGCUAAGGCAUAGGAGGGGAUAGUAUAGGCCUAGUUGGUCAAGGCUAUCUGAAUGUGCACAUGAUGGAAGUUAGAGGUAGCCUAAAUAUUCAUUAUUUAAUAUUAUGUGACCUAAAAUGUCGGACUAAAACUAGACAUUGUCCAGAGUUUUAGUCGAUAAUAACUAAAAUCUAACGAAGGAUGAUAUGACUAAAAGGUAUUUUAAGACUAAAUCUAAAAUGGCAGCCGAAACUAACACUGGACUGUUCCACCCAAAAUAUUAUCUUGCCCUUAGGUCAUCGUUAUUUCACUCUUCUUUUUUUUUACCCUGUCAUGUGUCUACUAGACUAGGUAACAUCCAUGAUAUGGAUCUGGGCCCGCCUCCUCCAGUGAUGAAGAGCUUUAAGGAGUUCUUGCUGUCCCUGGAUGACUCUGUGGAUGAGACUGAGGCAGUCAAACGUUACAAUGAGUACAAGAUAGACUUCCGACGGCAGCAGAUGCAGGACUUCUUCCUUGCUCACAAAGAUGAAGAGUGGUACGUUUAUCAUAGCCUUUGCUGAACUAUUAUUAGUAUUGAUAAUCAGUGUGCUAUGAAUUAGGCUGGCUACACUGACAACCCCUCUAUUCACAAAAAUUGUCUGUCAAAUAGAUCUGAUAGUUGAGAUUGGAGCCUUUCGUUAAUGGCUUGGUAAAGACAGUAGUUUGUGAAAGAUGUUAGGCCUAUACUUGACAGGGUGCAAUAUCAAGACAUAUAUGAGUUGAGUGUAAUUGAAAAAUGGUAUGGAUGAAUUGGUGUAUUUAAAAGAUCCUGGACAUACUUCAUUUUUUUCCCAAAACGGCUUUUAUCUGUUAUUGAAAGAGUUAAGCCUGCCCAAAAUACUAAGUAUUUUCUUAUCAUGCAUACCAUGCCACUUUUAGAUAAGAAUAUUAUGUUAUUACAAUGGGCGGGCACCUUCAUGGGUAUAGAUGUCAGUAAAUAGCCUAGCUAGUAAACAGGAUAUAAAGAUUUAGCGCUGAAGUCAGUCUGAUUGGAUUGUCAGUUGUCACAGUUCUAAAUAGAAUACAAUUGUCUAUGGUGCUAAUUAUAAUAUUUUCACCGGUGUGUCCAGGGAUCAUACAAUGUCAAUGCUGUUUUCUUAACUUAACCAAACCUCCUUCCUUCCCACUCCUCCCCUGCCCUUCACAACAAGGUUUUUGAAGACGAGAAAAACUGGAACCCCUCGCAGGAAUCGUUGUUAGACAGAUAGGGCUUGCACUGCGAACAAUGCAGUUGCUCUUAGACGUACAGUACCAGGGAUCCUAGCUAGACAGACAAAUAAACCACUUUGCGCGCAUGGAAAUAUUUUUUCUUUUCUUUAUGUGAUGCUUUUUUUCCCCCAUUUUGUUUUUAUAUUUGGAUCAAAUCGAAUCCCGAAAACGAAAUUGUGUGCACACAAACACAGUAGGGGGGUGAAGUGGAGCGCAUUUUUACAGAAGAGACCCCUCUCAGUAUUUAUGUGUGUUUUUAUACUGGGAGAAGAAAAGGUAAAUUUAGUCCACACCAUGGCAAAUUUGCCCUUCUGAACUGUUAUGUUCUUUUUCAAAUGUAUUUUAUGUGUCCCUUUUGCCUUUCUGCCUUAUUUUUGGUGAGUUGACCUAAAGCAUCCUGAUAUGUUUCACAAACAGCUAUACCCACACACAAACAUAACACCAUGCAAGCUUUGUGAAGAAUCUACAGUAGCACCUCAAACCUCAGAGAGCGCCUAGCAUUUUCAUGGGAGGAACCAAAAUGUUUCUUCAUAUGGUAGUCACUUGAGUAGGCCUAGAUAGUUGCAUUUAAUUGAUGGACAUGCUGUUUCCCCCCUAAUAAGACAUUGCAGGAUUCAGGAAGGUAAAAAAAAAAAAAAACAGGUGUCCUUAGUAUUUAUUUAUGUUUCAUUUGAUUUACUGUGUGGGUAUAGAACUGAAGUAGAUAGGGCCCAGUUCAGUGCUGUAGGCCAGUUUAUUUGGCCUGGCCAUGCAUACAAGUGCUUUCUUUAACAUUCCUCCACUCCAUCCCUGCCCGUCUCUCUCCCGUGCCUUUUUGGGGACAUUGUUGUGAACGCAGGUUCCGAUCCAAGUACCACCCGGAUGAGGCGGGCCGGCGGAAGGCUGAGUCCCACAGUGCCCUGCAGAACCGGCUGAAUGUCUACAUGUUCCUAAUGGAGAACGGCUGGUUCGACACUGUCUCCCUGGACAUAGAGAAGGCCCAGGCCAUCAUGAAGGUCUUGGAUGCAGGUAGAGUCGUGGGAGGGGUCUCUAAUGGCUUCAUUCAUCUCUCUCUUUGAUGUCAACCUUAGCUUUAAGCAGUGUCAGGAGGAGUGAAGUGUUUGUAUUUGUUGGUGAGUAUUAGUAACCUCAAGUUCUAUAUCCUAACCCGGUCCUUUCCUCUGUCCUUAAGCUGUGAUAAAGAUGGAGGGAGGGACAGAUUAUGACCUGCGCAUCCUGGAGCUGCCGUCUGAGGAGGAAGAGGAAAGAGAGCGAGCUGACAGGACGGCAGCUGGGGGUCCGGGAACUGAGCCCCCCAAAAAAGAGGAGCCCAAGGAUAAGGAUGUGGACAAUGACUGCAAACCCCCAGCUGACAAAGAGAAGGUAUGCUGUCUCUUGUCGUAACCACUUUUUCUUUGCCCUGGCCUGCACUACCCUUGCCCUUCAGAACAGGAAGUCCUCUUGUCAGCUGGUCAUUGAUUUAAGCUAACUCUGCCACAGGAGGAGAAUGAUGCCUGCAGCAUGGAGAAGGGUGCAAACGGUGGUGGUGAGGCAGGAGGGAGUGAGGGAGAAGAGAAAGAGGAGAAAGGAGAAAAAGAGACGAAAAGCAAAGAGGUUGUGCCUGAGCCUAAGAAGGUUAGUGUCUAGCACCCAUGUCUUAUUCGCUCUUUCUGUCUUUAGAAUGAAUGUGGUGCUCUUAAAGUGGCCGAAUGCUAGCUUGAGAUCUGUGAGAACGUUUGUGUAAUCUUGUAUUGAUGACAAUGGGAAAUUUGUACAGGACUUACAGACAGAUCUCAAGUUAGGAUUUGGGCUAAUUGAUAUGGAUCUAUUGACCCUUACCACCACCUAUUUUCCUUCCCGUGUGUGUUAGCUGAGUAAGAAGAGGAAGAGGAAGCACAGUGGAGACAGUGAAGAUGAGGCCAGUGCCUCUGAGAGUGACUCCGACUCGGACUCCAACUCCCAUCAUUCCUGUGAUAAACCUGCACAGAGGGAGGAGGGUGAGGAUGAGGAAGGGGAGGACAAGGAUGAAGAUGAGGAAGAAGAGGGUGAAGGUAAGCGAUAACAAGACCGCGAUGGGGUCACUGUAAAAAAAAAUAUAGUAUUCAAAUAUAUUUUUAAGAGUCUCUAGUAAUGACUUCUCUGCACCCCUCAAAUUGUGUAGCUGACAGAAAAAAAAGCAAAGAGGAGAAACCAAAGGAAAUGGCGAGAGAGAGGGAGAAGGAAGAGGAGAAGAAACCCAAGGAGGACCAGCCCCCGAGACCCCGGCCUCUCCACAGGACCUGCUCUCUUUUCAUGAGGAGCAUCGCCCCCACCAUCUCCAAGGCAGAGAUCAUAGCUGUGAGUUCAAUCAAUCUGACUGUACAAUCAUACUGAACACUUGAAUGGCCUGUCAGAAUUACACUCUGAAUUUCUGUAUGAAAAGUUACGUUGAUGCAAGGGACUCACUUAGAUACUCCUGUACCCACACACGCAAUGACUGUAGGCAUCCAAGAGGAAGAACUAACGUGUUGUUUCUGCCUCCUCAGCUGUGUCGGAGAUAUCCUGGGUUCAUGCGAGUGUGUUUGUCUGAUCCCCAACCAGAGCGCAGGUUAGUUCCACUUCCAUCUGACCAGACCAACAGCCUGACCCCCUCUGCUGCUCCAUGCUGCUAAUGGUCUAUAGUGGACUGUUAAAAAUUGAACUUCUGUCAUUCAUUUUUAUGUUUGUAUACCUCUAACCACCUCUCCAUCCAAUGUCAGGUUCUUCCGUCGCUGCUGGGUGACAUUUGACCGUAGUGUCAACAUCAAGGAGACCUGCUGGAACCUCCAGAACAUCAGAGUGAGUUUAACAACAUCUGUAAUCAAGACAAAAUUAGGUAGUUCUGGAACUGGAACCCGGUGAUGAGCAAGAUAUUGCACUUGAGUCACACAGCUGGUUAGUGAGUGCCUUCUGACCCUGUAUGUGCCCUCUCUGCUGUGUGUAGCUACGUGACUGUGAGCUGGCCCCGGGGGUGAACAGAGACCUGGCCCGGAGGGUCCGCAACGUCAAUGGUAUCACUCAGCACAAGCAGGUGCUGCGAAACGACAUCAAGCUGUCAGCCAAACUCAUCCACUCCCUGGACCACAGAGGCAGGCUGUGGAGCCACAAGGCCCGUGGAGAGGCAGUGUCUGCUGUGGAGGUACACACACAGAGAAAGCAAUUGGUGUUCUUUGCGAUACAUAUCAUGAGUUUCUUGGAUGUUUAAUAUUGUAUUGUGUGGUUGUGUCAGGUGGCGGCUCAGAACCCCAUCCUGAAGAACAUCACUGACUACCUGAUAGAGGAGGUGAGCGCUGAGGAGGAGGAGCUACUGGGCAGUGUGGGCGGAGCUGACGCAGAGGAGGGCACCAAGGAGGGCUACCCAGCAGAGAUCACUGUGGAAAGGGACGACAAGCUGGUCAAGGUCCGGCCAUCUGCCUUGGCUCACACUCAGAUACACAGCAGCUUUACACGCUCUUUUUAGGCAGUGAACUGCGUGGGUUUUGUCUGAAGCUUAAGUACAGGUAGUCAAAUGGUAAAAUAAAAAGGACAAAGUAAAUUGUCUAAACAGUUGACUUGAUUUUCUUCAUGUCUUCCCAGGUGUUGGACCGUCUUCUGUUGUACCUGCGUAUUGUCCAUUCCAUUGACUACUACAACAACUGCGAGUACCCCAGCGAGGAUGAGAUGCCCAACCGCUGUGGCAUGAUCCAUGUGCGCGGGCCCAUCCCUCCCAAUCGCAUCGCACACGGGGAAGGUGAGCAGCACACUACUGUAUAUUCAACACUGGCUGGGCAUCAUACACUGACACGCUAUUGACUGACUGUCUCCCCCUGUCAUGCCCCCAGUGUUGGAGUGGCAGAAGACAUUUGAGGAGAGGCUGAGCCCCCUGUUCAGUGUGAAGGAGAAGCUAUCGGAGGAGGAGGCAGGCAAGAUGGGCCGGAAGGAUCCGGAGCAGGAGGUGGAGAAGUUUGUGUUGGCCAACACCCAGGAGCUGGGCAAGGACAAGUGGCUCUGCCCCCUCAGUGGCAAGAAGUUCAAGGUGUGUGUUUGUGUGUCUGUCUGUGUUUGUGUUUGUGUGUCUGUCUGUAUUAGGAUGGAAGUAAAUAUUGGAAACAUAAAGAGUAUUGAGCAUGUACUGGUCUUUAUCUCCCUUGCCAUGGUGUUGUGCAGAUUAAAAUGUGAAUUAAUUGGUUCCCUCUGCCUGGCCAGGGCCCAGAGUUUGUGCGCAAGCACAUCCUGAACAAACACGGGGACAAAAUUGAGGAGGUGAAAAGGGAGGUGGUGUUUUUCAACAACUUCCUGAUGGAUGCCAAGCGACCUUCACUCCCAGAGAUGAAACCCCCUCCUCCGCUCGGCCCAGGACAAGGUGAGGGACACGUUGCACAUAGAAAUAUAAUCAAUAGAGCUGACACGAUUCCCUGUUCUCUCUGACAGACAGUCAUAUCUGUUCUACACCAUCCCAUUUUUAUUUUAACGUUCUGUAACGUUACUUCUUCCUGAACAGGCCCUCGGAUAUCAAAUGCUUCUGAAUAGUUUAGGUGUAGGUGAUGCUGUAUCAUUGAAUCUUUUGUGUAUAUUAUUUUCCCACUGACUUUCUGUCAUUGUCUCUCCAUCUUUCUGUAGGUGUUCUGUCUCCAGGCAUGCCCUUCCCUCCUCAGGGCCUCAUGGGCUUCGGGCCCGGUCAGCCUCGUCCUCCUGUCAUGGGUUACGGAGGUGAGCCUCUACCUCCUCACCUCCUGUCAUAUUAUCAAUCACAUUGAUUGAUUAAGUCCUUUUUACAUCAGCGCUUGUCCUGAGACAUUUUGUACAAAGGCAGUUUACAACUAUGUAAUUAAUUUGGUUGCAGCUCUCAGGUGUUCUGACAUGACACAUACUGUACCUUUCUCUUCAAGGUGGACCUCCUUACCCACCAAACCAGUACGGAGGCGGCCGGGGUAACUAUGACAACUUCCGUGGACAGGGUGGUGGCUACCCUGGUAAACCCCGCAACAACAGGUGAGACCUUGGUCAGUUAUGGACAAACAUAGCACAACUUGCUUCUCCUUUUCUGCUAAUGACUUAUUUGCAUUUAGAAACCUCAUUUUUCUUUCACUCUUUCCCAUAUCUAUGCUGUUUCCCUCCGCUCGGCAUCCUGUCUGUUUCCUUUAGAAUGUCCCGGGGAGAUCCACGCAACAUCAUUGAAUAUCGUGACCUGGAUGCACCUGAUGACAUCGACUUCUUCUAGACUAUUCAUUUUAUUAUAAUAUUUUCUUUAUGUUUCUAAUCAUUGUGUAGUUUCCCUGUCUCAUCCCCUUAUGUAAAGUGAUGAUUCAGCAUUUUUAUUUUUUUCAAUGUCUGCAGAGCACAGGCUCAGUGCAAUUGGAACAAACUUGAAUUGUAAGAAAAUGUCCUCAAUAAAAACUAAAAAAUUACAAAUAUAUA
Messenger RNA from Coregonus sp. 'balchen', 11060 nucleotides. The record is from the annotation of a GenBank genome assembly. Lineage: Eukaryota; Metazoa; Chordata; Actinopteri; Salmoniformes; Salmonidae.